GUUAUUACCUUUCUGAAUAAUUCUUUGUGAUUAUUGCCAGUCACUGUGUCACAGAUUUUGAAAGACCGACCAUAGCCUAGGUCUAUACAACCAACUGCCAACAGAGAAUACAGAGCGCUUUCAAUUUCAGUGCCAGCAACUGCAACUAUUCUAUUUCUACGACGGCUACAGGCACAGGCUACGAUCUCAGUAUUUCCUGACACUUGCAGUGACUUUCAGCGAAGUUAAGCCAUGAUGCUGGGCCUUUUGACAGAGAAGUUUUUGUAGGAUUUGAGAGACCACUGGUUUGAUUACGGUGAGAGCUGGCGGACAGACACAAUGGAGCAGCAUCAUAAAGAACUUAUCCAGACAAACUAUGUGAAAUUGUCCAAUCUCCUCAGCGCAGACGUGGACUCUGUUGCCAGAGAGUUGUGGUCCCAAAAAAUCCUCACCGAUGGAAUGCUAGACAAAGUGGUGUCGAACAACAGCGAUAGGAAGAAGGCGUACGCUCUGUUGGACGUUAUCACAAGGAGAGGUCCGCACGCAUUCCAGAAACUUUACGAAUGUUCCCUGGCUGUGGGUCUGGAGGAUGUGGCAGACGUCCUGAGACCAGACCUAGCUCCCCACGCCCCCCCACGCGCACCUGCCCCUCCACCCAAAGCCAGGAGCACACCGGGCGAAACUUCCGCACCGACGAUUGCUGCUCCGGAGUCCUCGGACGAGGAAGAUCUCCCUGAUGGAAGGCGUAUACGAAAUGAAACACCGGAAAAGAGGGUCACUCAUACUCAUCAACAACGAGAAAUUUGAUCACAUGUCGGACCGUGAUGGUACGCAGAAAGACCGCCUGGCUCUUGACAGCCUCUUCAGGAGGAUGAACUUUAACUUUAUCGUGCACUCCAACAAAACCAGCCAGGUGCUGUUGGAGGUGCUGGAGGAGGAGGCCAGGAAGGACUACAGCUGCCACGACUGCGUGGUCGUCAUACUGCUGAGCCACGGGCACAAGGGGGUCGUGUUCGGAACCGACGGCAAGAUCGAGAACGGCAAGCCGCUCAACUGUGUGGAGAUCGAGAAAAUCACCAAGCUGUUUCGCCAGGCGCCCAGUCUGUACGGCAAGCCGAAGCUCUUCUUUGUGCAAGCCUGUCAAGGAAAUGCUAAGGACUCGGGUGUUGCACCGGGCCAAGCUGCAGAGACUGAGAGUGGGGACAGUCCGGGGAAAGACGACAAACCCAGCCCGGGGAAACCGGCACCCUCACCUGGUCCGACCGGACCGUCCAGUGGGCUGGACACUCAGCAGGACAGUGCUGCUGGUCAAGCGGGGGAGAAGUCCGGCCCGCCUACCCCCAAGGUCACCGGGGCUUCGACAGCGGGCAAGACUUCAGGCCCGGGGAAAGACGCCGUGGAUUCCUGUGAUGAUGAGGGGCGGGACCCAGAGGCUGAAGGGGCGGUGGGGGGCACACAGGCUGAAGGGGAGGGGGGAGAGAGCCCGCUGGAUUUCUUGUCUGAGGAGGAAGGUGAUGCGGCCGGGGAGAAGCUGCCGGGGGCUGGUGAUGUCUUUAUCGGCAUGGCAACGCCGCCAGACUUCCUGUCGUGGCGACGGCCCGACUUUGGCACGUGGUUCAUCCAGGCCCUUGUGGAGGUGUUUGCCAAGUGGGCCUACAAGCUGGAGCUGGAUCAGCUCAUGACCAAGGUGAAUCAGCUGGUGACAAAAGCAGCGACAAAACGAGGCAGCUACAAACAGGUCGGGGAAAAGAGAGGAACGCUGACCAAGUCGUUUUACUUCUUCCCUGGACUCUACGAAGAUAUGGAAGAUUUGUAACUUUAUACAGCAGCUCUGUGUGUGUGUGUGUGUAUGUAUGUGUGUGUGUGUGUGUGUGUGUCUGUGUGUGUGUGUGUGUGUGUGUGUGUGUGUGUGUGUGUGUGUGUGUGUGUGUGUGUGGCCACUAUAACAAGCAACUUUUACCUGGUGCCUGUGUAGUGGUGAAGGAGACAAAGAGCGAGGUAGACUUGUUGACCUUUCCUAUUCGCAAAUGGAGCUUUUAUGUGUACGGAAUACAGAAUGAAUAAAAAAAAAAAUUUAAAAAAUAAAA
Molecule: messenger RNA, 2066 nt
Organism: Aplysia californica (California sea hare)
Lineage: Eukaryota; Metazoa; Mollusca; Gastropoda; Aplysiida; Aplysiidae
Product: caspase-9
Biological process (GO): regulation of apoptotic process; proteolysis
Molecular function (GO): cysteine-type endopeptidase activity
Source: RefSeq, a predicted model, not a curated record